CACCGCUAGUCAUGUAGCUCGAGCGAUUCUCGCCGUCCUAGAUUACAGCUCCACCCCGAAAUUUUAGCAGAGUUGUUAUCUGGUAGACCGAUUAUGGCAGGUCGUAACGAGGUUGAUCAGAUACAUAGGAUAUAUAAGUUAUGCGGAUCGCCUUCUGAAGAGUAUUGGAGAAAGAUUAGGCUUCCUUCUAAUCACAUGGCUAAACCACAGCAUAAGAGGAAAGUAAGAGAGGCUUUUAAAGAUUUCUCUCCUGAGGCGCUUUCGUUAGUUGAUAGGCUUUUGGCUCUUGAUCCGCUUGAGCGCCUGACAGCUACAGAUGCGUUGAUGAGUGAUAAAGAUCGCGUCUACCCGCAAGCACAUCAGAAACUAGAGAAAAUGAAGGGGAACCAACCAGUGCUUUGUGAGAUGAGACCAUAGAAGAAGAGGAUUGUACAGACCAUAAACAGAGUUACUUGGAGAGGUAAUAAUAUAGAGAAGCAGGUUUAUGCUUAUGUCCUUGCCAUAAUCACAUUACUUGUUAAAUCCAUAAGAUAGAAAUAGAUAAGUGCACAAUACAUUACAUACAUGGACAAGGGAACCUCUCCCCAAAGCUUCUAUGUUGUCAUAAACAAAGUUUUUUUUUGAUUUAGGACAAUGUUUAUAACAAAACAUAUUACUUCUAAAUUUAAUUAGUACUUUUGUCGGCU
This is a messenger RNA of Brassica napus (rape), 686 nucleotides long. Its product is annotated as probable serine/threonine-protein kinase At1g54610. The record is from RefSeq and is a predicted model, not a curated record. NCBI's taxonomy places the organism in Eukaryota, Viridiplantae, Streptophyta, Magnoliopsida, Brassicales, Brassicaceae. Bases 94 to 417 code for a protein of 107 amino acids. The transcript is spliced from 3 exons.